ACAGCGACCGCAGCGACAUCUGGUGCGUGCUUUCGUGCAUGUGACUUCUCUCGCGGAGGUCUUCACGCGCUCCCCGCGCUUGUCCGUCGCAGAAGAAGCUCUCCAUGGCAUUUCGUCUGGUCGCUAGUUGAUGUCCGACUUUCUUGUCAAGAUGAAUGGUGAAGUGACGAAUUCACCGAGACGGAAGUCUCGGACGGAGAUGGCCGCGAAAGUGACGGUUGUCCUGGGGGCCCAGUGGGGCGACGAAGGCAAGGGGAAGGUCGUGGAUAUGCUUGCGACUGAUGUGGACGUCGUGUGUCGGUGUCAGGGCGGCAACAACGCCGGCCACACUGUAGUGGUGGAAGACCGGGAGUACGACUUUCAUCUCCUGCCCAGCGGCAUCAUCAACCCCAAGUGCAAGUCUGUGAUAGGUAACGGCGUGGUUAUCCAUCUCCCCGGGCUCUUUGAAGAGAUUGAGAAAAAUGAAGCCAAGGGUCUGACCGGCUGGAAAGACCGCCUGCUCAUUUCCGACCGAGCACAUCUUGUGUUUGACUUCCAUCAGUCUGUUGAUGGUCUUCAAGAACAAGAGAAGGGAAAGAAGUCCCUGGGCACCACCAAGAAGGGCAUUGGCCCAACAUACUCGUCUAAAGCUACUCGAAACGGCAUAAGGAUUGCAGAUCUUCUUGGUGAUUUCAAUCUCUUUGCUGAGAAGUUUGAAUCUUUGGUAGCUUGCUACCAACGCAUGUUCCCAGAUCUGGUGGUAGAUGUGCCUGCUGAACUUGAGCGUUACAAAGUGUUUGCGGAACGCAUUAGGCCUCUUGUGUGUGAAACAGUCUCAUUUCUCCAUGAAGCCCUACGGCAGCACAAGAAAAUAUUGGUGGAGGGAGCCAAUGCUGCUAUGCUGGACAUUGAUUUUGGUACCUACCCUUACGUCACAUCAUCUAACUGCAGUAUCGGUGGUGUUUGCACUGGCCUGGGCAUCCCUCCAGUCAAUAUUGGCACUGUUGUUGGUGUUGUAAAAGCCUACACAACUCGAGUAGGGGAUGGCCCAUUCAUGACGGAGUUGAGUGAUGAAAUUGGAGCUUUGCUUCAGAGCAGAGGUCAUGAGAUUGGUGUAACCACCAAGAGACCAAGACGAUGCGGAUGGUUGGACAUACCGCUUUUGAAACAUACCACACUCGUCAAUGGAUAUACCCAGUUGUGUGUAACAAAAUUGGACAUCCUUGAUGUGCUGCCUGAAUUGAAGAUUGCAGUAGCUUACAGGAAAAACGGAAAAGUGCUUGAUUAUUUCCCCUCCAGUGCUGCUGAGUUGCUCACUGUUGAUGUUGACUACUUAACAGUACCAGGGUGGAUGACCAGUAUUGAAGACGUGAGAGAUUUUGAAAAGCUUCCUGAAAAUGCCAAAAAUUACAUCCGGAAACUAGAAGAGCUUGUGGAAGUUCCCAUUCGGUGGAUUGGUGUUGGAAAGGGAAGGGAAUCCAUCAUCAAUGUUUUCUGAAGAAUUGUACUGUUAAAGGCUGUGUAUGUGCUGCCUAGUCCUUCUAUUAGAAUAAUAUGUGCAUGCUCCAAUAUGUAUGGUCCGUCUGUUUGGAGACUAAAACUUGUGUGGAGUGAAAAGGGACAAACAGAUUGUUAUUCUUCUGUAUGUGUCCUAACUAUUAAUUUUGUUAUCUUAUGAUGAGUACCGUUAUCCAGACAUUUAUUAAUUAUCUUGGGGUCCAUUUUUUUUGUUUCAUUUAUUUUGAAUGGUGAAGUUUCUUUAAAAGUAACCAACCAAUAUUUACUGAUGGUACUAGUGUCUAUCCUCGCUUCAAACAUUUCUAGUUUCAUGGUAAGCUUUUUAAAAAUAAGAAUUCUUUCCAAAACACUUCCUUUUAGGAGUGAUUUGCAAUUUUAAUGAAUUUGGCAGGCAAGACAAAACAAGAGAGUCCAGCAAUUUUAAUUUCUGUUUGUUUAUUUGUUGUUUUAUCUUAAUAUAAGAAAACUGAGGUCUUAAGGCAGUUCCUAUCUUUUUAUAUGUUCAAUUACCUACUUGGGCUUUUUAACUGCUAUGGUCUGAAAAUGAGUACUGAAUGUAAACUUAUAUUUUGAAUCUAUUACUCACAAAUAUUGUGCUUUGACUGUCUCUCACUGUGAGUUCUUAAUGUUUCUUCUGUUGGGAUGUUUUACCAGCAGUGCCUAAGCCUUCUGUCUGAUUGUCAUUUCAAUUAAUGACGUCCAAGUCCUUUAUUUUAUCUAUUCUUUGCUCUUAAAGAAAACGUUUUUCUUGUUUAGAGGGGAAUUUAAGUUCAGGAAUUCUGUGUUACUAGUACUUCUUUUUCUGUGAUACACCUCAGUUUUGUACCACGUGUGAGGAUUUGUUGUGGUUUUCACUGAUAAAUGAUGAGGUGUAAUGGAAUUCUCACAGCACAUUAUUACUGUUUAUCCUAUCUCUUCUGAGUGACUGCACAUUUGCAUUUUGAAUGUACAAUUAAUGCAUCAAAUUUCCUGACAUUUUGGGCAUACUACUGUGUGUUCCUUACUUUGUGGUCUUUGCUGGAACUAAAGCAGGAAAGGAAGAUAACAAGGCAACGUGAGCAUUCUCUGUCUUGUUUCAAGUCUGUUUGUGUCAUGGAGUCCAUGUUUUCUUCUUAAUUGUAACCAAAUCACUUCAAGCAUGGGAAAUGAAAGAAUGUAGGGGACAGGAUCCUCUUGUAUCUCUGGAACAUGUGGUUUAAGUUGUAUCUUGAUUAAUUUGCCCAAUUGUUGUUAUUGCCUUAUUUGUUCUUUUGUUGAGUGGUGCAAUGAUUUCAUGUAAUGUCACCAAUGAUUUUACAAUUAGAUGCUUGGGUGGUUAUCAAUUUUGGAACAUCGACGAUGGCCUUGUGCUGAGACACAACUUGUAUUGGGAUCUGCACAAAUAAACAGUUCUCGGCCAGCUGCUGGCAGCACCAACA
This is a messenger RNA of Thrips palmi, 2915 nucleotides long. RefSeq names its product adenylosuccinate synthetase (gene Adss). The record is from RefSeq and is a predicted model, not a curated record. Gene Ontology annotation, biological process: IMP metabolic process; 'de novo' AMP biosynthetic process. Bases 131 to 1477 code for a protein of 448 amino acids. Gene Ontology annotation, molecular function: GTP binding; adenylosuccinate synthase activity. Lineage: Eukaryota; Metazoa; Arthropoda; Insecta; Thysanoptera; Thripidae. Gene Ontology annotation, cellular component: cytoplasm. The transcript has 9 exons.